Molecule: messenger RNA, 846 nt
Organism: Stegodyphus dumicola
Lineage: Eukaryota; Metazoa; Arthropoda; Arachnida; Araneae; Eresidae
Source: RefSeq, a predicted model, not a curated record
AUGAUCCAGGAGCCGUACUGCCAGGAAGGACGCAUUGCAGGUUUCCCUAUAGCAUGGCAGGUCUUCCAGUCAAAAGCAAGGAACCAAGAUCAAGCACCAAGAGCGGGUCUAAUAUGUUGUAACCCAGCCUGGAAUCCGCUGCUAAUUAAACAGGACAGAGACUUUGUUGCCGUUUUAAUUGUGCUCAAAAAUGCACAACUGAUUCUUAUAUCUGCGUACUCCUCCCCAACAGACUCCAUCGACAAUUUCGUAGCAAACGCAACGUACGUCCGAUCUAAAUGCCAUUCAACGCCACAAGUCUAUGGGGGUGAUCUUAAUGCGCAUCAUGUAAACUGGGGAUACCAAGAUAUCACUCCCAAGGGACAAGCGCUAGAGGACUACUUAACAGCAAACGACCUACAUUUGGUCAAUACCAGCGGCGCACCCCCUACCUUUGAUAAUACGUACUACUGCAAAGGUUGGCCAGAUGUCACCCUGGCAACAGGAACGGCUCUAUCGCAAGUACAGGACUGGAAAGUUAGCGACGAACUAAGCUGCUCGGAUCACCGUUACAUAACCUUCACAAUCAACUGUGACACCAACAUCUGUAUUUUAAAGCGCUUUAAGUUACCAAAAGCCAAAAUCCGUCCUCUGACAGCAGCCUUCUCUACUUUAUUAACAGCAGAACAGGAGACACUAGAAGCCUACAACGGCAAAGACGAGAUGGAAGAAUUUACAGAACAUCUUCUGGAUAAUAUUAAGACCAUCUGCUCAAAUUUGCUUCCACGCGAGCUGCCAAGAAACGGCACAGCAUUUCAUGGUGGAGUAAAGAACUCAGGCAACAGCGUCAGAAAUGUCGUGCUCUAA